This is a messenger RNA of Trichoderma breve, 1584 nucleotides long. Its product is annotated as fungal zn(2)-Cys(6) binuclear cluster domain-containing protein. The transcript is spliced from 6 exons. Gene Ontology annotation, biological process: regulation of DNA-templated transcription; DNA-templated transcription. Gene Ontology annotation, cellular component: nucleus. The record is from RefSeq and is a predicted model, not a curated record. Gene Ontology annotation, molecular function: zinc ion binding; DNA binding; DNA-binding transcription factor activity, RNA polymerase II-specific. Lineage: Eukaryota; Fungi; Ascomycota; Sordariomycetes; Hypocreales; Hypocreaceae. The coding region runs from base 1 to 1584 and encodes 527 amino acids.
AUGGCAACGGCGUGUGUAUCCUGCAAAGUGCAGAAACGGAAAUGCGACAAAGCGACGCCAAAGUGCUCACAGUGUUCAAUCCGAUCUUGCGAGUGUGUCUACCCGGGGCGGACAGGCAAAGUAUCGCGAAAGAUUUCUUCUAGUCGGAUUGAUCGUGAUGCUGUGGCUGAUAAUAAUAACGGCUUACCCCCAACUCCCGGCCUCCUCCAUACCGACCAUCCAUGUGAACUCCAGAAUGCCAACGAAUUAUGGGCGCCGCGGGUAGAGUUCCCAUCUGUCUAUUUUGUUGACCGAGACGUCUUCCGACAGCAUCGUAUCCACGUCCCGACAGCCUGUCCUGGGACCAGUGCGUUUCCCACUGUCUUCAUUGGAGCAACCCUGGCGGAGCAAGACUCGUACGUCUCGGCCUUCUUCAAUGGAGUCCACAGAUGGCUGCCUGUUCUGGAUGAAGAGCGUUUCCGCGGCAGGUUAUUGGGGAAAACGCCCGCAGAGUUGCCCGCGGAUGUAGCAUUGCUUCUCCUCUGCAUGAGACUCAUCACCUCGGCACCCUCCGAGUCGUCACGAAACGGAACCCGCACCGACCUUCAUCUGGCAGCCAAGCAGGGAUUUCUAAACUUGGAGAUGGCAGGUGUCUUGUCUGUUGAAUGCUUGGAAGCUGGCCUGCUCAUCUCUCUCUAUGAGAUUAACCAUGCUAUCUACCCAUCUGCAUUUCUAUCAGUAGGCGCCUGUACGCGUUAUGGUCAGGCUAUGGGUUUCGGCGGACUAAACGCUUUAAGGCUGCGCCCUCCAUAUAAUCGUAGCGAACUUGAAGAGAGUAGGCGAUUAUGGUGGGCCGUUGUUCUCCUAGACAGAUAUCUUAAUCUCGGUUCUCCAAGUCGACUCGCCUCCGUCCAUGACCCACCAGAUGAUGGUAGUAUGGUCGUUUAUGAUGAUGAAACGGCCACCGCCAACAGCUUUGGAUCCGGCAAGCUCGGGCGGCGUGAUCAAGGCUGUCCUGCCUUGAUCGCACAGGCUACUAGACUACUAGGAAAAGUGCUGUGGCACACAUCCCAUAACUAUGGCUCUGAAAUGGGCCUUGAAAUGGGUUCAGAAGCCCAGUAUCUCGAACUCGGAUUAUCGUUGCGCCAACGGCAAGAAAAAGAAUCCUCACAACUUGGCCGCACGAUAGCCUCACUUAUCGAUGCCGCAGAGACUGAAGCUAGGAAGUGGGAAGUUCCUAUCGAGGAACAGCUUAUGAUUUGCUACAGUUCUCUCUUUGUCCUCUAUAACCACAACGAGAGCUGCAAAGGCGAUCAUACACAGUGGGACGAGCAGACAUUAGCUGCUGUCGACGCAACAAGGGCGACGGUCAUCAGACGGUGCAGAAAUCUCCUUUCCGACCAAACAAGCAGUUUGGAGAGCAUCUCGCCCUUCUUCGUGCACUGCAUUUAUAUGGUUGCCAUUCUGGGCCAAUCCGAGACGCAGACCGCCGCCGAGACAAGAGGUGUGCUUGUGAAAGCACUUAGACGCCUCGAGCGUCGUUGGCAAGCAGCUGGUGUCUACAUAGAGAUACUCGAAGCCAGAGAAAUCCUGCAAUCACCUUGA